Galeopterus variegatus (Sunda flying lemur) is the source of this 1831-nucleotide messenger RNA. RefSeq names its product chromosome unknown open reading frame, human C11orf16. NCBI's taxonomy places the organism in Eukaryota, Metazoa, Chordata, Mammalia, Dermoptera, Cynocephalidae. The record is from RefSeq and is a predicted model, not a curated record.
GGAGGCCAGCAGUUUGGGGCUGUGGGUGGUUUCUCUAAAGGCCAUGGAAUACUCCACCAGGCCCAGGAUGCCUUUGGACAAAUACUGCAGUGCGGCCACAACCCUGAAGGCCCCUGCCUGGUACUGUGCUGCUCCACCCUGCGAACUCUCCUCUACCUGCCCCUUUGCCCUCCAAGUGCCCUGGCUCACCAGGAGCAACCCCCCCGCGAGGUAUACCACUUAUCACCCAUGUCUCCACAUUGCUGACCCAGCAUGGCAGAGGCCGGGCUGGCUGGGAAGAGUUGGAGAUGCUGCUGACAUGUGGGUCCUGGCAAGAAGGGAACAAGAUGGCUUUUAUUACCGGGCUCAGAUAAAGACAGCUCCAGAGCUGGAGAGGCAGGGGACCCUGCUUGUAGAAUUCGAGGGUCCUCUUGUCACAGGCCUAAAGCAGCAGAGGGUGGUCUUAGAAGAAGUCCUUCAGCUCUCACCAUCCAUAGGAUAUUCACUGCAGCCUGGGGACAAGGUGCUGGCACCCUGGGAGCCAGACCAACAGCGGUAUGGCCCUGGCACUAUUCUCUUGAGCUUGGAAACGAGAGACCCCCACAGAGCAUCAAAGGAAGAGGAAAUCAUUGUUCACUUCUGGAAUGGCAGGACAGCUAAAGUGCCUCUAGGUGGGGUCAGGUGGGUGCCCCCAGCUGUCUGGAAGAAGGCUGUGGAGAGGCUGUGCAAGCCUUUUGUCAGGGAGCACCCCAGUUCCCUGCUCUGGGCCACUUGCUGCUCUCUGCUGGGGCCAGUCACUGGAUGCAGGACCCAUGGGCUUCCUCUGGGCACUUCAUUCCUGUGCCCUCCCUGCCACCCCCACACCUGCUGCCAGCUGCUGUGCCAGGGCUGCCUCUGCUGUUGUCCUUUGUCUGGCCCCACAUGGUGGCCUCUAACCAGCAACUCAGAGGUUGCAGCCAAAGAACCUCCGAAGUCAGAGCCAAAGCCCACAGAACAGCUUUUGCCCCUAGACGGUCCUGACAAGGAGAAAGUAGCAGUGCAUGCUCCUGUGGCUGUUUCCUCCUCCUCCUCCUCUGAAGGGGAUUUAGCGAAUGAUCUGGAGAUGAGCCUUCCCCAGAGACUGAUGGUGAACAGCACAGUCAACACAGACCCCAUCCUUCUUGAGAAGCCUCUGAGGCAGAGUGGCCUCCAUAAGCCUGUGUGGAGGUAUUGGAGGAGAAAUGGGCCUGAGCCACACCCUGGGAAGCCAGGAACAAGAUGCUGCAACAUCAGGAAAGAAGAGAACAACAAACAGGAGAGAGUACAAGCUGUAGCACUGGGGACUACCAAGGAGCUGGCCCUGAAAGCAAAAAAGCCACCACAGACCCUGCCAGAGGAAGGUGAACACAGAAAACUGUCAGGGUAUUGCGACACAGAGGGUCAAGAAUUCCUUAGACUAAAAGCCCUGAGGAUUCAGGAAGUUAAACAAUGAUGGUAAAUACUUGAGGAGGAGCUACAAAGAGAGGCUGACAAGGCCUUCUUCAAGGGAAGGAGGUAGCGUACAGGCCACAGGUGACAGCUGAAUGAGCAGCAGCGUCUCCAUCCCAUUAAAACUUCCCUGCAGAUGAGCAGCAGGAAGGCACCUGUCGUGAGGGGAACAGGAAGGAGUGUGGCGGCCCUGCCCCAGGCUCUCUGCCAGAGGCCUGGUGAGAUUGCUUGAGGAUGCCUCUUCCACAGAAGCUACAGGGUGUGGUCAGUUUGCUUUAGGCGAAUGUGUCCACAGCCUCUCUGCCAUGUUUUCAUAAAGGCUACAGUUGUACAUGAGCAACCUUUUGUUUCACCUCUCACUACCAAUAAAAGUGAAUUCUCUUCA